Mercenaria mercenaria is the source of this 12777-nucleotide messenger RNA. Its product is annotated as E3 ubiquitin-protein ligase TRIM33-like. The transcript has 2 exons. NCBI's taxonomy places the organism in Eukaryota, Metazoa, Mollusca, Bivalvia, Venerida, Veneridae. The record is from RefSeq and is a predicted model, not a curated record. The coding region runs from base 109 to 1509 and encodes 466 amino acids. Gene Ontology annotation, molecular function: zinc ion binding.
CGUGCUCCAAUGAUGCAUAAAUCUAUGAGUAACGGAAAAGGAUACAAAAUCAGGAAGUUCUAUCUUUGUAGAUCUACAAACAGUUUUACUGUUUAACAAAGAUACAAAAUGGCUGUAUCAGGGAGAAAAGCGCAACAAGAAUUUUCUUCAUCUUUAUCUAAAGGCUCGGGGGAAGACUAUGAAAUAUUUUGUCAACCAUGUGACCGAGAUAACCUUAUUCUUCCAGCCUAUGGGUUCUGCACAGACUGUGAAGAACACCUCUGUGAGUCUUGUUUUAACCAUCACAGACGGGCAAAACCCUCCAGACACCAUACCCUCCUGGAUGCACAUAACAUGCCACAGACUCUACAAGUUCCAUCAAAAUCUGCUCAAAUGGUUCAGUCUAGUGAUCUUACAACACCUUGUCCUGAACACAAGAAAGAAAUUAUCAAAUUCUACUGCAAAGAUCAUGAAGCACUUCUAUGCAGUGUAUGUGUUACCCUUGACCAUACAAAAACAUUUUGCCAAGUCAGCUAUAUACCAGAUAUAUCUAAGCAGAGCCUAAGCAGCAAAGAGUACACAGAUACUCUGAAAGGUCUGGGCAACUUAACUGAUACAAUUAAGAAGACACAAACAGAUCUAAGGGAAAAGACAUUAAGCUCUAAUAAGUCAUUGACCGAUGUUCUGGCAGACAUAAAGAAGUUCAGACAGGAGAUGAUAAAGAGAUUAUAUGAACUAGAAAAGGAAGCAGAAGAUAUGACAAAGUCCCUACAACAGGAAAAUGACACAAAACUUAAGACUGCAGAAACAAUUUGUAAUGAUGUCACAAAGUCACUUAAAACCUCAUUUGAAUCCAUUCAACAAUUCAAUGCCUCCAAACAAGCAGACAGACUUUUUAUGCAGCUCAAAUUUGCUGAGCAACUAAUUAAAGACAGUAAGAAAAGGCUCUCACUGCUGGUGUCACCUGAAGCAUAUCACUUUCAACCAAAUUCAGCUAUAGUCUCCUCUUUACAGGAAGGAAAAUCUUUGGGAACAAUAACACAUGAGAUACUCGGUGAGAAACAGGGUUAUAUUCAACGUUUUUCCGAACAUGGGAUUGAUUGGGGUUACCGUAUUAACAAGAAAGAUGCUAUUGUAGUUGAAGCGAGUCAAGAUGUAAGAAUUGAUUUUAUUUACGUUUACGGAAAUUGCAAAGUUGACGGCAAUAUGGAAGUGUUGCUGGAAAUUCAAGAUGAAAGGAAUAAUAUAAUUUCGUCAACAGAAGCAAAUGUUGGAUGCAGGGUAACCAAACCGACAUACGAAAUAGGAGUUGAAAACGAAAAUGGCUCCUACGGUGUAAGACUGAAUGCGGGUGAAGAAUAUCAUAUUAUUCUCACAAUAAAGGCAGAUAACAGUUACUAUGGAAAAGGCGGAAAAUCGAAAUGCUCUGCUGAAGGUGUUGAUUUUGUGUUUAAAAAUAGUCGGUUCUCAUCAAAUAAUACAAGCGUUUCGACUGGUCAGCUAGCAGGUUUUAAAUUUGCUAUUUGUUAAAGAUGGUUUCAAUUGUUGUAUGAGACUGGCAAGAGUGUGGGCAAGACAAUUUAUUGAUAUAAACAAAGUUUUAACAUGAACUAAUUGUUGGACACAGUCAAAACUUACACCAUUUUAAAAUCAGGGAAAGCUCCAAAGCUUAUUCAUCUAUACUGCCAUACUUUACGUAUAUUUGAACUUGCUAAGAAAGAUUAGCAAUGUUGUAAGAUCUAGAAUUACGAUGAUUUAUUCAGUAUGUAGUCAAAGAUGACUGAAUGAGAGGAAGGAAAUGAAACACUACUUGUUUGUGAAAUCAUUAAAAUGCAGAAACUAAACGUCAAAGUCAAUAGAUUGGAUCAUUUACUCCCUUUGGAUUCAAGCCUGACUUUGGUUGUAACUCUCAUUAUUUGGGCCAGCUGUGGAAGGUCAUUUGAAUAGCAGAACUAUGAAUACUAUAUAUAGUUGCAUGUCUGCACAUUCAGUGAAUUUUGUAUAUGCUAGUUUGAAAUAUGUAUAUAUAGAAAUGAGAAUGUUUUCUGAAAUCACUAGCUUUAAUCAUAAUUUACCAUUAUUAUAAUGUAUGUCAUUACUUAUAUUAAUUUAUAUUCUAUUGAUUUUACAAUGUAAUGUACAGUAAGUUGUGUAUUGUAGUGGAGAUUGUUUCCAGAUUAUUCUCCUGCUUAAUGUAUUAUAUUGCAUAUCUAAUCUGCUAUCCAUUCUUGUUUAUGUUGGUGAGUAGUAUUGCAAUGUAGAAAGCUCCUUCAGCCAAGUACUAUAGUAAAACUAUUUUACUGUUCUAUAUAUAAAAAAUCUUCGAUUUAUAAAAUGCAUCCAGUUUGUAAUGGAUGUUUUCUGCCGAUAAAUGACAUAUCAGCAAAUUUAUUUUUGCUUUGUUCUCAUGGGACCUCAUCUGACAUGCAGAAUUAUGGUAUACAAAUGUAUGAGUUUGCUUUUACUGCCAUCUUAAUAUUUUGUGUCUUGUCUGAUAUAAGAAAGCAACAACCUGUUGGUCGAACCAUAGUAGCAAUUUUGUCUUGACGUCUGGGACUGCUGUACAGUCAGUUCUAGGUUAGUUUUUGAUAAUACUGUAAAAUCAGAUAUAGUUGCAAAGUUAAAAUUAAAUUUGACUUAAUUUUCAUGGUAGAAUAUUUGCAGUAAAUGAACAAGUGCAAUACAGUUAAGGCUUUUUAUAACGUAUUAUAAUAACAAUAUUUUCACGAGUAGUUCUUUUCACAAAUAUUUACCAUUAUUGAAAAAAGUAAAAAUAAAUCCUUCGCAAAAAAUUCUGAUUUUACUGUAAUUGAUCAAACUUGCUUAGAGAUAGUACUGCUUUGUAGAUAGGAUGUAAAUGAAAGGUUAAAAGAUUGUCAGAUAUUUUAUAUUUAUUCUUUCAAUGACAAUGACUCAUUCCAGUAAAAUAAUAAAGUCUUUAUUUAAUGAGGCAACACAGUUGGGUGUACCCAGUCUUCCCUGUGAGCCUCAAAUGUAUAUACAUUUUGUAUAUACAGUAAACACAAAUUAACAAAUUAAAGUAAACAAAGACAUGAAGGGAUUAUAAUGCAAAAUAGCAUAAAUAAGAGGAUUACAUGAAAUCUACAUAAGGUAUGUGUAUAUCUAAAGAUCAAUUCAGUCCCUCAUUUUGUUUUAACAUUGCCUAGCAACAAUGUGGCAGCCUUUUUGAUAAAAUAUAAAAAUUGAUGUUCCUUCUUUCUCAUUUUAAACUGCUUUUGGAAAUUACUCACUGUCUUAAAUAGUGAAAGAAGACUAAACAAACUGAUUAGAACUAUAACAAAAUUGUCUUUCCCUUUAACAAAUUAUAAUAAUUGUGAAAUAGAUAAUGUUUAAAUGUUAUUGUUGAAUUGUAAUUUUUCAUAUUAUAAAUUAACUAUAUAUUAUGCAUGUAUGGUAUUCACACUUUCUAACAUGUCUGGAUUUGUUUGAUAGUUAACUGAAGAUGGAAGGCAAGCAUUUUAUAUUCUGCAAUAAACAGUGGUUGACAUGUGGACUGGGGAGAGAACGUUAUGAUAUCAAAUAGCUGCAUGGCGGCCAGUUCAUUACUGCUCAGAUGAAUGAACUCCAGCAUAACUUUUGUCAUCAUGUUUUAAUGAGCAUGUUAGAAUUGAAAUAAACAAUGCCAUUGUGUGGUUUAUUGUCUGAUUUAGCAUGAUUCACAGGUCAGAUGCUAGGAUAUUUAAUCAUGCUAAUGCUCCUUUGCAUCUGAACUCUGAACUGUUGUAUAUCAGAAGAUAAACAAUGCAAAGGCCUCAAUUAUUUUAUAAACAAAGUGAAAAAGCAUAGCUCAGUAAGUAGUAUGUUAACUGCCAUAUUUUAAACUUUGAUAUUAGAGUGUAAGAACAGUGUCAUAUUUUAUUAUGACACUAUCAGCAAAUGCCUGAAGGAUACCUUAAAUUAUUCUUCCUUUCUGUCAAUCAUUUUUAAACAUUUUAGCUGUUUUUAAUCUGUUUGGUAUGAUUUAAUGCGCAUACCUUUGGAUUACAACAGUGAUUUCAGUUAAGAGGAAAUUAUAUUGAACUUACUAGAGAUAGAUUUGAUAUAAAAAAAAAAUGAGUUUUAUUGUGACUAAAUUCUGGACUUUAUGUUACAUGUAUGUGUAAAUUUAAAAAAAUGUCUACAAUUCUACAAAGAGUUGAUAUUCCUGCCAUUAGAGCCCUGAGCCACAUUGGUACACUUAUGAGAAUUAGUAGCAUUGUUGUUGAUGAUACUACAUUAGUCUCAUGUUUUUGUUUACUUACUUAAAGUGAUGACACUGUUUGUUUUGACUGUGGGACAUUCUGCUCCCCCACCCCCAACUACUCAACUUGACCAAGGCAAAAAAAUCCUGUCUUCGAUUUUGUUCAGUAAAAUCCUUUCAGAAAAACAGAAAUUAUAAACUGAAAACUUCUAAGAUGAAAUUUAUCAAUACAUUGUAUUUAAAAGAUUUAAGUGAAAGUUUGACUUUAAAGGAGUUCAUCACAAUAUUUUGUGCGCAGCUCAAUCGCGCAGCAAGCGAUAUCCACUGUAAAGUUCAGAAUUCGCCGCCGAAAGUGCAUAAUUGUCGGAUAUGAGGGCACUCGCGCAAAAUAUAUCGUAUGUACUGACAAUAUAGGUCGUGCAUCCAUAUUUUACCUUUAAAAGUGAUGGUGUUUUAUUGGAGGAGUAGUUGUAGGAAGUGCUCGAAUCGAAUACAUUGUGGACAGCCAAUUUGAAAGUAAACUAUUUCGUCCAGUAAUGAUGCAGCCGACUCCAAGUCAAAUAAAAUUCCAGAAAAUCUUAAAGUAGAUAUAUCUCCUUCAAGUUCAAAUGUGACUUCCUAAAAAUGUUGUUAUACUUUUUGUGCCCCAUCCCGAAUUUCACGUAGUAAGACCAGAGUUAUGGCCCCUGAUAGUCAAAUUGUACAUAAAGGGUCUAAACAUUUGUGUCGCAUGUACCUCAAAAUUAUAUGCGCCAAGAGUCAUGAAACCACACAAGAAUUAAAUUCAGAAUGCGAAAUUGUGCACCAGUGCUUUUAUUUGAGGUUUCACUCAAUAAAAACAGAUUUAUGUCCCUUGACGUGGUCAAAUAUAUACGUAAAUGGGAUGUGAAAGCUUGUGUAGCACGUAUCUCAAAAAGUAUUUGAUCUAGAGGCUUGCAACCUUAAAGGAGCAUUAUUCCGCAUGUGAGUAAGAAUAUUGGUUAAGGAACUGGUAAUAACAUUGUUCAAUUUGUUUUGUAAGAAAAAAAAAUGUUCAUAAUUUUUAGGUGGGUGGGGUAAUGAAAAAAUACUUUGUGGGUGGAGUGAAUAUUUUUUAAUUUUUCUUGAAAACAAGCACGGGUUGAUAUUAUUUUUUUGGUUUAGAUUUUUUUGUCUUAGUUCUAGCUUACAUAAUAUAAAAUUUGGAAAAAAUCUGUCCGCUAGAUUUUUCAUAUCAUUAAGAAAUACUUCGUGUUUUUCUCAGUUUCAGAUACUUUCGACAUCUGUCAAGAGUAAUUUUUCUGAGUUAAUAUAUCUAUAUGUUGACAUUUUAUGCAAAGUUAUAGUGGUGUUAUUAAUUCGGAUGCAUAAAAAGUAACAUCAGAAUGAAACUUCGAAUAAAUAAUUGUUUGCAGUAGUUUUAUUAUAACAUGUAUGUACUGUUUCUUCAGACAAAAAUACCGAUUUGGUGUUCUUAAUAAACUUUGAAUAUUGAAAAAAGAAGCACGGGUACCUAUUAGUUUUAUUUUUUAUUUUAACUUGUCAUACAUCAAUCUAUAAAUAUGCAAAGUUACAAAAAAUUCUGUCCGCUAGAAAUAAUUGUGAAAAACACCUUUAAUUGAAAAAAAAUCAAUUGGGGGAUUUUGUUUGUCAGCCUUGGUCAGAUUGAGCAGUGGGUGUGUUGGAGUGGAGGGGGGGUGGAGUCUGUUAGUUUUGUUAUUGUAUAGCGAUAGUUAAGAUUUAAAUUCUUUAUUUUCAUACGACUUACGAUCUUUUUUUAUGUUGCUUUUAUUUCCAUUUUAGAUGUUCACUUCUUUUUAUGCCCCCACACAUUUAUGUGGGGGGCAUAUAGCAUUGCUGCUGUCCCUACAUACGUCUCGAAAUUUUGCGCGUCCAACCCUGCCCACAGAAUUAGCCUGAUUUGCAUCAAACUUGAACAGGUGAACAAGCUUGAUGUGUAAAUGACCUUAAAGGAAGGAAUUUUUGCUGUGACUGUUUUUACUAGUUAUGGCCCUUUGAUAGUUUUUGCUAUAUUUAAUAUAGAGACAAAUCUUGUGUGUCCAACUCCUCCCACACUAUUGGGCUGAUUUGCUUCAAACUUUCACGGAUGAACAAGCUUGAUGUGCAGAUGACCUUAAAGGAAGGAUUUUUUUUGUGACUAUCUUUACUGCAGUAAUGGCCCUUUGAUAGUUUUUGCUAUAUGGAAUAUAGAGAAACAUCUUGUGUGUCCAACACCUCCCACACUAUUAGCUUGAUUUGCUUCAAACUUCCACAGAUGAACAAUGAGCAUAAAGGAAGGAUUUUUUCUGUGACUGUUUUUACUGCAGUUACAGCCCUUUGUGGUUUUUGCUAUAUAGAGGAUGGCACAGUAUGUGGGGGCAUCUGUGUCCUAUGGACACAAUUUCUUGUUAUAAUGUGUGUUUGUACUAAAUAUGCAACAUGGCUGCUUCCAUACAGAAAAGUACAACAGUUUGAAAAAAUUGAAUUGAAAAGAGUCAGGUUAAUAUUUACUUGCCCACACUGAUUUUAUCUAGCUCAGAUAGGUGUAACUGUGAAAUCAUUUCAUUUUUGCUGUCAUUAAAUUUCAUUGAUUUGAUUAAAACAGCUAUUUUGUGUGAUUAUUUCCAAUUUCAUAACUGAAAUGAAUGUUAGUUUUUUUUGUUUAUUGGGAAUAAAUUAAGUUGAUAAUGGCAACAACAAAAUCUUCGAAAAUUCCCAUUCACAAAAUCCAUGAAAAUGAGUUCCCAGCCACAAAUUCUAUGAAAAUUAGUUCCUAUAACAAUAAGUGAUUUUAGAAUAACAGUAUAUAAUAAGGACACAUGUGACAUAAUCAGACAUAAUUAUACUGUACUUGUUAUUCAUCAUUAUACAGAAGUCUGUUUUAAAACAAAUAUUCACUAUCAGUUUCAAUGUUGAGAUAAUUUUAUCUUAUAAGCUGCUUACAGAUCAACCUAAUUAGCAUUUUCACAGACAUAUUUGUAUUUCUAUCACUCUUAGAAUUCAUAUUUCAGCCAGUAAAGAAUGUUUGUCCAGAAUGCUCUUGUUUGUUAUUUUUGUUUAAGAGCAAGUUUGUGUAAAAAUGUUUGUUAUUUAUUUAUGCUUGUAAAUUUGCAAGUUUCACUGUUUGUGAAAACAAGCAAAAUAAGCAUUUGAAAGCAUAUUAAAUAUCAUUCAGUCAACUGGGAUACUGUGAAACAGAGUGUACUCUGUAUUGCACAUUGACAAUAAUUUGUAUUUUAAUUAUAAGAAUCUUAAAUGACCUGGUAGGGGAAGACUGGGGGUUUUCUCAAUUGCGGGGAUGAUAGGUUUAGUAUGAACUGAGGUUUCAGUGUUUCUUUUUAAAAAAACAUAAUUGAGCUGCGCCAUGAGAAAACCAACAUACUGGCUUUGCGACCAGCAUGGAUCCAGACCAGCCUGUGCAUCCGUGCAGUCUGGUCAGGAUCCAUGCUGUUCUCUAACAGUUUCUCUAUGGCAAUAGGCUUUGAAAGCGACCAGCAUGGAUCCUGACCAGACUACGCAGAUGCGCAGGCUGGUCUGGAUCCAUGCUGGUCGCAAAGUCACUAUGUUGGUUUUCUCAAGGCGCGGCUCAUAUUUUUGCCAGAGUUUUGUGUCAUAUGGAUGCAUCAUAUUUGAUAAGUUCUCAAUUAAUCACAUUCCCUUCAAAAGACUACUUUUAAACAGCUUAUUCAAGGAUGUAACUUUUGUAAUUAACAAAUGUACUUACACUAAUUAUAUUCAUGACAAUCCUUUCAUUAUCUGAUUCAUGCCAUCUUUAAAACAAAUUAAUUUCCUGAAAUACAAGCUGAAUUGAAGUCGUAGCUAAAUAUAUUCCUACACUUACUGGAAGUGGGAAAUAAUUUAUAAAAUGAGGUAAUUUAAUGAAACAUGAUUCCCAUUUUAUCACUAGUAUAAUUCCCAAUCUUUUUCUUCCUGCAUUGCAUAAUUUCAGGCUUGUUUUUCAUCAAAAUAAUUUCGUUGUAUAGGGAUCUACUUGCAUCCUUUAUUUGUGGUCACAUUUAAUAAGUUUACAUUCAUUUUCUGACUCGGAACAUGUAUUAUUGUGCAUAGUGUACUUGAUACAAGUUUUAAGCCCAUAUAAGUUACUAUUCAUUUAUAUACAUGUAUAAUUAGAUGUAGUGGGACAAUGUAUAUAUCAUUUCUAAGCAGACUGCACUAUUCUUUAAAAAAGGCAACUGUAACGGGUUUUUUGCAAAACUUAAAUAAAUGUUUUCUUUAUUUCAUGUUGUAUAUUUAUCUUAAUCAAAAUUUGAUAAUCUUGUGUGCUUAUUGUCCAUAAUCUUUUAGCAAAUAAGGCCAGCUUGUAAAAUAUACAGCCUACUUGCGUAUUCCGAACCAGUUUUCAUCAAAAUUAAAAUUAGACUAAUGCUUCAACAUGUACAAUAUCAUUUAUACAUAUUCAUGAAUACAUCAUUUAACUGCCAAUAAAAAACUUUUAUCUAAAUUCAGAAAUAUCGCUAACUUACGGUAAUAUUUCAAUUUUCCCGAACUUUGUGACCUCGGCUAUUCCGAAUCAUUUCCAGGCAUUCCGAAUCACUACUGACGUUACACAUUUCUACCUUUAGAUGUUUACCGACGUGAAUACUAGUUUUAAAAUGAAAUGCUCUUCGGAAUGUUAGAAAAACUUCAUGAUCAGUAGAUCACACAAAAAUUCUUUUGAAUUAAAAAAUAAGACCGUAUUAAUGAAAGCUGUAUAAUUUAUAUUUAUUGUUAACAGUUUCAACAUGGAGACAAACUGCCAUUCUGUGUAAUGCAUAGUAGCAUGUAAAAUGGUUCAGACUUUCUAUUGACAUGAGUUCAAGGCAUUUUUAUACGCCCGUCUUUGAAAGAGCGGGGUGUAUUAUGUGAACACCCGUAGCAGGCGGUCAGCGUCCAAAGCAUGUCCACUCUCUAAGUCAAACAGUUUUCAUCCGAUCCUCACUAAACUUGCUUAAAUAUGUUUGUGGGUAUAAUAUAUUGGCCAAGUUCGAUAACCACCCAAAUCGCCCCAGGCACUCUUGGAUUAUGGCCCUUGAAUUACUUGAAAAACUGCAAAUUUAGCCUUGACCGUUUUCUAAGUCAAACAGCUUUCAUCCAACGGGCAUAUUUUGUGACAGUCUGGCACUCUUUUUAAAUGAAUGGGGUAACACUAGUAAAUAUCUAACGGUGAUGAAAGGGAAAGUCAUAUAUAAACAACUAUUUGGUAUAGAAUAGAACAGACAUAAGUACCAUGAUUCGGAAUACCCCAUAUUUAAUGACUUUUGUUUAAUAUAAACAACUUUUUGCAUGAAGGCACUUUACUCGCGAACCACUGCACCCAGGACCUUCAAACUUCACAUGCUGAUAGUACUUAUUGAGUACACGACCCCUACUAACUUUGGGGUCAAAGGUCAAGGUCACCAGGUCAAAGGUCAAGACGCUGCAGGGGGGCGGCAUUUGUCACCAUUAGUGACAGCUCUUGUUUAUAUGUUAGAAUAUUUAUAUUAUUAUCUAUAGUGUAAUAGGUAUAAAUUGUACAUCAUGUCCAUGUAUUAUUUAUCAUUUUACAAAGGUGAUUCCAAAAAACUUUACAAAUUUGUGACAGAUCUCACCGGCGGCAAGUCGGAGAAUCCAAUGCCUGUUGUUGAAAAUGAAAAUACUCUAGCUGACAAAUUUGCUGACUUUUUCAUGGAAAAGAUUCAGAAAAUAUGGGACAGCUUAAAAGAUUUUGAAAACUAUAAACCAUCAAUGAGAAAUGUGCCGGAAUUUGGAAAAUUUGAUGAACUUAGUGAGGAUGAAGUUAGAAAACUCAUUAACCAGUUACAAACAAAGUUGUGUGAAAUUGAUGUUAUUCCAACAAAAGUGUUGAAGUCAUAUUUAAACGAGCUCCUCCCAAUUAUAACUAGACUAGUGAAUCUUUCAUUGAUUCAAGGAGUCUUCCCAGUGCAGUGGAAACAGGCAAUAGUUAGACCUCUGUUAAAGAAAGCUGGUCUCGAACUUAUAUUCUCAAACUAUAGGCCAGUGAGCAACUUACCAUUCUUGUCCAAAUUGAUAGAGAAAUCAGCACUGUAUUUACUUAAUAAACAUGUAAAUGAACAUAAUCUCCUUCCGAAAAAUCAGUCCGCAUACAGGCGACAUCAUUCGUGCGAAUCGGCUUUAUUGAGACUUAUUAAUGACAUCUUAGACACUAUGGAACAUCAAGAAGUGACUGCAUUGAUAGCAUUAGACCUUAGUGCAGCUUUUGAUACGGUAGAUCACGAUAUUCUUUUGGACGUUUUGAAAUGUCAGUAUGGUGUCUCUGGUGUUGCAACUGGUUGAACUCAUAUCUGAGGCCACGGAGCUACCGCGUGAGUGUGAAUCAAACAGUGUCAUCGGCACGUGAGCUUACGUGUAGUGUCCCCCAGGGAAGCUGUUUAGGGCCGUGGCUCUAUCUCACGUACGCAGGAACGAUUUUUGACAUUGUUCCCCCAUCCAUUUCCAUCUAUGGCUUUGCUGAUGACCACACCGCAAGCACACGUUUUAAGCCCGAACCAUCCAUCGAGGCUAAAUCCAUUGGUGAACUGAAGGAGUUUGCUACAGAUUCAAAUGGUUGGAUGAACAGUAACAAACUUAAAAUGAAUUCCUCAAAAACAGAACAUAUUGCUUUUGGAAGUGCCCCUCAGUUGAACAAGUUAAACAUUCAUGAGAUAGAUAUUUGUGGUGAUAAAAUCAAGAGACAGAGUAACAUCAGAUAUUUGGGGGCCUUUUUGGACGAAACUUUAACUUUCAAAGAGCAUAUAAAAAUAAAGUGUAGAACGGCAAUGUUGAACUUUUUCCGAAUCAAAAACAUUCGCAAAUAUUUGACUCAGGAUGCAACUGAAACCUUAGUGCUGUCGCUGGUUAUUUCGCAUUUAGACUACUAUAAUGUUAUUUUAUACGGUAUUUCUGAUUGUGACAUCCCAAAACUGCAACGCAUUCAAAAUAUGUGUGUGAAGUUAGUUCUGAAUCGUAGAAGAAGAGACAGUUCUAAGCAGGCACUCUACGAUUUGCACUGGCUGCCGAUCAAAGCCAGAAUAAACUUUAAGAUCUUGACGUACAUGUUCAAUUGCCAUGUUGGAAAUGCGCCUGCAUAUUUGAUUGAACUCUUAACACCGAAAAUCCCCCAGCGCUCCCUCAGAUCCUCGGAGUCAUCAGUUGAUUGUUACACCGUCCCUUUAAACAAGCGAAAAACUUUUAGUGAUAGAAGCUUUAGUACUGUCAUAGAGGGCCCUUAUCGUUCCAAGGGUGCUGGGGUCAUGACUCGGGCUCACAGGUGGUACCGGUUGAUUUUUGUAGUCUUGGGGAAAAUAGACGGGUUCGAGCUCCUGUGAGAUUCUACCGAGUGUUAUAAAUUUAAAGGAACCUCAUUUUGACAGACUUACAAGCCUUUGGUUUUAGGCUUGACCUUUAGAUAAUUGUCCACACUGCAGAUAAAACACAUUGUAACUGUUUUUGAAGUUUAAUUCAGGUUUCCCGUUUAGAUUAUAACAAGCAACAAAGAUGUAACAAAGUUCCAGUGAAUAACAAAUUUCCAAUGGUAAAGUUACCACAAUUAACAAAAUCCUGUAUUUAAAUAACAAAGUAAAGCUUAAGUGUUCCUUCAAAGUUAAAUAGGCUGACUCAAUAUAAGUCACUGAUAUGCCUCUAUUUCUGGCAAGAGAUGCCAGGAACUUUUAAAACAUCUUUACACUUUUGUGUCUAAAACUUAACUCCCUGAAUAGCAGCAAAAACUGCUUCAUCAAGAUUUGCAAAUAAAAAUAAUUAACCAAUGAAAAGAAAUAUACUUUUAUCAGUAGCCAAUCAAAUUUAAGCUUGAAAGGGCCUGGAUGACCCUCUCACAUCUAAAGCCAUAAACUAAUACCAUUAUUCAAUAUUCAAAUUAUAUCUACAUAACAACAAGCUUAUUAAAGAUACCUGGAGAUAGCAGACACACCAAUUUAUGAUAAUUGCAAUUAGCAGUUCUGGACAGGUAAUGCCAGAUGUCACAUAUCUGCACAUAAAAGUGCCAAUAUCUUAUCAUAUAGCUUGGCUUCACAUUUUGUGCAUAUUAUCUGCAUAAUAAAUCUACUGAAAAUCUUCUUAAUUUAAUAAAUGAAUAAUCUUUAAAAAAUACCUUUUUAAAACAAAUUUCUGAAUUUUAAUUUCUUGCAUAUUUCAAUUUAAAAAUAUGGCCUAAAUUUUACUGCUAUUACAGUACUAUAGGGCCAAAGUUGUGGAACAAUUUACUGCUGAACAUCAGACAAAGUUCUUCAAUUGACUGCUUUAAGAAAAUGUUGAAAACACAUUUCUUCAGAGACUACUUUGCAUUAUUCUAAGUUUUGACUGAGUUUUAAAACAGUGAUGCUAGUGACAGUGAUAGAAAUUUAAUGUUUGUCUGUGAAAAUUAUAUGUUAGAAAUAUUUUAAAAUAUACCGGUAAUAUUAUUAUUAACUUUAAAGGUGGUCAAUCACAUUUAAUCAACAUUUAAUGUCAUUUUUUACUUUUUGUAUAUUCUGGUAGAGAAUUAUUUAAGGAACAAAAAGACUGAUUACAUAGAGUUAGAUUCCUAUUUGAAAUGUAUAUUUUAUUAUUUUUAUAAAAUUUUGUAAUUACUCCCCUUUAAUAUGAAAGUAUAUAAAAAGCUG